Neoarthrinium moseri is the source of this 693-nucleotide messenger RNA. RefSeq lists its product as uncharacterized. The coding region runs from base 1 to 693 and encodes 230 amino acids. Lineage: Eukaryota; Fungi; Ascomycota; Sordariomycetes; Amphisphaeriales; Apiosporaceae. The record is from RefSeq and is a predicted model, not a curated record. Gene Ontology annotation, molecular function: hydrolase activity. The transcript has 2 exons.
AUGCAUCAACUCACACUCGCGCCACUGCUGGGCUUCCCAUUUAUGCUGCUAGCCGUACGUGCGGCGCCAGUCGGAGAAGUCCAAAUAUCCAGCACCUGUGCAUCCUACACGAUCAUCAACACACGAGGAACCAGCGAGCCCCAAGGAGAAUCUUCAGGUUUCAGAACAAUAAAUUCUGCCGUCACUUCUGAACUGUCAGGCGGCAAGAUAUACAACACAGUAUACGCCGCGGAUUGGUCACAGAACUCUGAGGCUGGCACGCAGGAUAUAAUCAACAAAAUCACCUCCACGCUACAAUCUUCCCCUGCGGAGUGUUUUUUUCUCGAAGGCUAUUCUCAAGGUGCAGCUGCAACGGUCAAUGCCCUCCCUAGCCUUACUGGUGCUCUUUUCAGCGCAGUCAAAGGUGUGUUUCUGAUCGGGAACCCCAAGCACAAAGCUGGUUUGGAGUGCAACGUUGAUCCAAACGGUGGCACUACGACUAAGUACGUGAAUGGGCUGCAAGCGGGUUUCGGUGAGACUAUUCCCGAUGACUGGAUCAGCAAGACUCUUGAUGUCUGUGCCUACGGAGAUGGAGUUUGUGACACAACUCACGGGGCUGGCAUAAAUGCCCAGCACCUUUCCUACCCUAGUGAUUCCAGUACUCAAAAGCUUGGGACGAACUUUGCUGUCCAACAACUUGGUGGCACUGCGUGA